AUGAUAGAAAAUGCGAUCAUUUCUACUCCUGCUUCAAGGCUGAGUAUUGGCGGGAGCAGUAAUAGUUCUUUGCGAAGAAGAAGUCUUAUACCGCAAAAGAAUCGCUUAAAUAAGGAUGAGGAACGCAAUGAUGAUGAUGCAGAGAGAUCAUCACUGGUGGCAUCUGAGCGAGCAAUUGUGUCAUCUACUCCGCUGGCCUCUCCACGUCGUGGCAGGGACACUAUGUCCUCAUCACCACAAAAGGAACAUUUUCAAGGCUGCCUUAAACUUUACGCAGAAAAUAAAAUUAACAAAGACAAUGCUUGGAACCUUCAAUUAAUAGACUUCAUGACAUCAAUGCUUCGUCGCCAUGAUUCUCGCAUGGAGAACCUACAGACGGCAUCUACUGUAGUUGAUGCAUCUGCUAGAAUUUAUUCAUUUAGAGUGGAUGCAGUUCACUAUGAUGUUUUAAAAAUGGCUGGAGGCUUAAGCAAAGCUGCACAGACAAAAAGAGGGAAAAAAGACGACGACGCGGGCUCUCAAGAUGAGGGCGCUGCAGAAGGCGAUGCUGCUGCACCAGUCAAGAAGAAGAAAAAAAGAUCUAAAGGUGCCAUAGCUGCUAAUCCUGACAUUUUUAAUGGUGACUUUGAUGCCAACGAUUGUGUGGAUCCAUUUUUUGAGAGGCUUGCUGCUACGACAGGUGACGUGACAUCCUCAAAUAGAGCAUUUAAUGCAACUCUACCAAUACAUGACAACACCUUUACAUUGAUUUUAAGAACGGAUGAUAAAUUUUUGGAGCCGAUAAAAGAAAACAUUACAGAAGAUUUGGUAUUAGAUGAACAUAUAACAUUGGCCUUGAAGUUGUUUCCAGAAUUUAGAGAAACGGACCAUAUUUGCGAGCCUUUUGCUGGAUUCUCGUUCAAUAACUGGGAUCCGGAAACGGAAGAUGCCGAAAAUCGUAUUAAUAACUGGGUUGAAGAAAACCGGUUAAACCUAUCACAACAAGCUCUUGCCUUCGAUGUCAAUGCUGAAGUCGAACCUAUACCUCAAGAUGAAGUCCAUAAUGAUUUAUUUGACGACGAGCCGUUGGGCGGCAUCGAGAGCGAGGAGGAGGCGGACGUGGCGGUGGCGGCCGUGGCGGCGGCGUGCGCGGCGCGCGCCGGCCCCGGCGCCGUGCGCCUCGCCGACAUGCGCCCGCUGGCGCCGCGCGACUCGCGCCUCGAGUACUCCUACUGCGGGGCCAUCGUCGCCGCCUGGGCCGGGCCCUCGCACUGGCGCCUGCGCAACAACCGCGCAUCCAAAUUAUCCGAGCGAACGCAAUCAACGGCCACAGGGCGUUUGACAGUAGAAGGCAAGAAACCAUCGCGGACUAAACGGCAACUAGACUUUCUGGGAGCAGGAUUGGCGUUCGAUUCUCAGGCAGAACCUACUGGCGAUUAUGAGCCUACACAACCCGCCAAAAUUAUGAUCAGCAGAAAAACACUAGCAACUGGACACACAUGGAAUGAAGCUAAUUUUAAGACGCCAAUUGACAGGGGGUUGGACGAAUCUCAUUUCCGGAAAUUAUUCCUGCGCCGCAAUGUAAUGUUAUUACGCAAGAGAGAUUUAGAGCAGAGCAAGCAACCGGAGGCAGAACCUGUCUCAGUGGAGGAGGUUGGCUAUGACUAUAACAACGAAAACGACGCCUCAUAUUGUCCUAAUAAUGUGCCGGAUGGUGAUGAAUGGGGCAACGAAGAUGCGACAGCGGCUGGUGAACUACACGACCAAGUUAAAUCCGCUGAACAAGAGGAAAUUGGCGACAUGUUAGAACCUCCUACUAAGGUAGCAAAAAUUUUCAUCCCAUAUGCAAUGAGAGCGAAAAAAGUGGACAUGAAACAACUAAAACACUGUACAUGGAAAAUGCUCACAAGUAACACACCAGAAGGAGAAAAAGAGGACGUGCAACAAACUACCUUCUUUUCAAUUUAUUCUCGACUACCAAAUAAGCUAUCGACAAAUAUGCGCGAAUCUCUCAGUGUACCAUUAGCUUUACUUUCGGUCCUUCAUUUAGCUAAUGAAAAAGGACUUAUAUUAGAAAAACGUGAAAAUCUCAAAGAUAUUGGUAUUUUGGGUCUUAUAAAGUAA
This is a messenger RNA of Parnassius mnemosyne (clouded apollo), 2103 nucleotides long. The record is from the annotation of a GenBank genome assembly. NCBI's taxonomy places the organism in Eukaryota, Metazoa, Arthropoda, Insecta, Lepidoptera, Papilionidae.